This is a messenger RNA of Hylaeus volcanicus, 4117 nucleotides long. RefSeq names its product beta-1,3-galactosyltransferase 5-like. The record is from RefSeq and is a predicted model, not a curated record. Gene Ontology annotation, molecular function: hexosyltransferase activity. Gene Ontology annotation, cellular component: membrane. Bases 1990 to 3060 code for a protein of 356 amino acids. The transcript is spliced from 4 exons. Lineage: Eukaryota; Metazoa; Arthropoda; Insecta; Hymenoptera; Colletidae.
CAUCUGUAGAUGGCCAACGGAAGAUCGAAAACAUAUGUACACUGCUUGCACGAUUUUUUUCCUGGUUUUAUAAAAGUAAAUAACUGAUGCGCGCCUUUGCAAGGAAGGCUACGACCCGUGUCAGCGUACCUGUACGUUGAGUUGCCUGUUUCCAGGGGUCGUUCAACUAGAAGUACGAGUAUAGGUAAUUUAUUUCUCAUAUAUUUUAUUAACACUCUAUUAAAAUGCUAUAACAUUUUUAACAAGAAUUUGUCCAUCAAAUUUAUGCUGGAUCAAAUUACACUUGAAACCGAUCGCCAUUAGCAGAAGGAAGCACACUCGUCCAAACACUCCAUGGCGGGUUAUUUGGUACGUACCUUUGGUAAUACUUUUUACACUAUUAUUUAUACAUUUAUGUUCUCUUACGCACGGUCAAUACGUGGUUCAUGCGUUUUUAACGUGGCAUUUUCGUAUUAUAGUUCAAUUUUCCUACUUAAAAAGUAAAACAAAUGAAUCGUUGGAGAGUGAUUUGUUCUCACAAGAUCAAGGUAAGUAGUUCACUAAUGAUCGUUAUUUCACACUCGUAAUGAUUAUAACGAUAUUAUUAAAUAGUCCGCUUUGAACUAGUACGCAUCGUUUGUCUGCGGAUAGGAGUAAGAUAGCACUGUAAAAACUUUCUGUAUGCAUCGUUAUUCCGUGGCCGCUGGUUUCCCCAAUGGCUUCGCCUUCCUAUCGAAUUUCUUCUACACAUGGUUCGAGCCCGUCUUGUUCGCGUGAAGACGCUCGAUUAAACAAACAAAUAAAAAGGAAAAGAUGAGGGGUGUCAGGAAAAAAAAGAAAGAAAGUUGCUGAACACGUCGCGGAAGAUUUCCUUUGUUGACGUUCGUCCCACACUCCUACCCACGAGAACGGUUUCGUAGAAGGCAAUCGUGAUAUGUCGCCGUCAGACGCGGCGGAUCGUCAACAAUACGCUGGUCUGACAUAACCUUCAAAUCCCUCUGUGAUCGCAGUACGCUUCGGUGGCGUCAGGGUUUUAACGUCAACUGUCUCGAAUGUGUAGAACAAAAAAUCAUCAUCUUCGCAGCGGAUGCUUAGAAAUUUUUGGACUUUUUCACCGCACGUAAAUUCGAACACCUGCUCGAGUUUUAGCAUAACGAAAGUAUAAGCAAAAUUCAGUGACAUCGGUGACCUCCGUGUGGUCUAAAGUUAGCCGAGGAAAAAAGAACAUCGUUAACGUAAUUCUUAUAUAAAAAUUCAUAGAUUGCUAAGUUAGACAAAAUAUACGCAACUGAUCGAAAUAUGCUCUUUAAAUAACAACAGACCCAUUGCAAAAGCAAAUUUCACCUAACCGAAUAAGAGAAAGCUUUCUGUCCGCUGUUUCUAAAUUCCGUUCCUCUGUUGUACAGCUUGCCAGCGAACGUGUUUAAAUGUGGGCGUCGUCAAUAGAUAUACAGAAGCCGUCGAAGGCAAACGUUUACAUUUAAAUCGUAUAUGGUCGCAAUGCACUUGGCAACCACUUUCAAUCGGUUGGUCGUUAUUUUCGUCUCCUCGAUUCUUCAAUUAGGUGAAGCGGUUGAGCGUCUCUCGUUUCUAUUAGUGCGCAUUAAGGUGACGCAAGAACAGCGUUAGUUCAAGGUGCAUUCCUAGAAAAUUGGUAAACGACUGGCUCGGUAACACUUUCACCGAGACGGAGAUGGGUGUACGCUCGACACUCGUGAAACGACACGUCGCUGCAACGGUAACAGAAGUUUGCAGUUGGAAUCUGGAUUCUUCGCUCGUCUGGUAACUUCUGUGGCCAAGUGCGCGCGAAUUUAGUUUGCCGCUCAAGGUCGCGUCCUCGACCGCGAAUGACGUCACCGGCUACCCUUUUAACCCACGGGUUACGCCGUCUUCCAUAUCGAACAGACCUAAACUGUACAGUGGGGUCAACCUCUUAUUGACUUUUGAGCGACCUGUUGAACUUACGACCACGACAAACUCAAACGCGUAUGAUGAUAAGGGCUCGUUAGUAUGCUGGAUAAGCGGCGGCUCCAUGCCUCUGGUUCAUCGCCAUGCACCCUGGUUUUCAUGGCUGCUCUGGCGCUGACUGGAUGUUUUUCAUUCUGGUUGCACAUCGACGGAUCCAGGUCCCCAACGCCGUACGCCGUUGGUCCGUCGUUGCCAGGAUAUCUGCUCAUAUAUCCUGGAAACGCGACACCCUCCUCCCAGCCGUACUUAAUGAACGAGCUUCCACCCGAUGACAGGUCCACGUUGAUCGACAUCAAGGACUUUAGGUUCACGAUCAAUCACGAUACGUGCAACAGAACGCAACCGUUUCUGUUGAUGCUGAUACACUCCGCGCCGGAGAACACGCUGAAGAGGGCCAUAAUCAGGGAGACCUGGGGCCAGCAGACCCAGGACGUGGCGUUACACUUUCUGGUUGGCUCAUCCGCGGAGCACCAGGCCAACCUGGACGAGGAGAAUAGGAGAUACAAAGAUUUGGUACAAGGCAACUUUCACGAUGUCUAUAGAAACAUGACUUACAAGCAUGUGAUGGCGUUGAAGUGGGCUACGUAUCAUUGUCCAAGUGCCAAAUAUAUACUUAAAUUAGACGAUGAUGUUUUUGUUCAUAUGCCUGCCAUGUUGGAUUUCUUGAACCGCGAUCUAUCGCCUUGGGGUGCCAGACGGCUGAUUCUUUGCGAUCUCCUCCCAAUGGGUAACGUCAAGAGAUCCUAUCGUUCCAAGUGGAGAGUAUCACCCCAGGAAUAUCCUGGUAGACAUUAUCCCACUUAUUGUGCCGGAUGGGCCAUAUUGUACUCUCCCGAUAGCGUAUUCCUUUUGUAUCGCGAAGCUCAGAAGGAGCCAUAUUUCUGGAUCGACGAUAUCCACAUUACAGGGACGUUAGCUAGGAAAGUAAAUUUAACGCAAACCUCUCUGCAUGACUGGGUGCUAAACAACGAGAACAUGCAGGACCUUCUGUCCAAUCCGAGUUCUCGUAAGGACUUUCUGUUCGGACCUCCGAAUUUAACGGGAAACGAAAUAAGAGUUUUACAGAGUCUGGUCACUAAACCACGGCCUAGCAGCGAAAGCCUAUUAAACUGAAACACAUUUCGGUCAUAGCGUACGAAACUUUUCGUUUUACCGCAACAGAAGAACUCUGGUGGCUAAUAUUUGUCCUGCUUCUCGCAGAGUCUCAAUUUUGUCUAGCCAUAAAUUCCUUGGACAUGUGUGUUCAAUUCUUUUGCACAGUAUUUAAGUAUUAUAUUAUAUCACAGGGACUUUCACGUCGAAUCGCGCAUUUAUUUAUAGCAUUCUGUUCUCCUGUAAUUAUUACACAGCGAGAGAGAAAGUGUACAUAUGUGUGUCUAUUUCUUUUGAAAUAGAGAAUACGCGCGUCCCUCGACUUACGCGACACUUUUUAUAUGUUCAGUCUUGUCGUGUAUAGUCACGUACGCAUAAUAGCACACGUCCUAUAAAUUCAUAAACCUCACGAACCGUAUUGAAAGUAUAUCAACUUCAUAAUCAUUAUCAUAUUCACCACUUAUCUCUUAUAAGCUUAUCCACGAUUAAUGUAAAUUUGUUAAGCUUCGGAUUGUUGCGGCUAAACGUACUAUACAGAUUUUAGUAUCUUUAUCAUCUUUAUGUACGUGGUUUUUUUUUUUUUUUCUGUGUAAGAAAAAAUGCGGCAUGGAACGUACUUUCUGCUUAAAUCGAGGGGCGAAUGUAUUUAGGUUUUAAUGGAACGCGUUUGAAUUAAGACUUUUUUAAGGGUGUCCGGUUCGAUGUGAAAUACGCCAUGUCAACGCACUACAAUAUUUGUACAUAUUAUUUGUCUAUAUUUGUGAUUCAUUUACACAUAAUUAACGACUUAAGUAAUCCUUUUUUGGUGAUUUGGAUGAUUGAAAAAUGGAUGCAAGACUCAUAACAAUUAAUACUUUGUAGGAACAGUGGGUUAAAUAUCACGCGAUGAAAGUAAAUGAUGCGAAGAUUAAUGGGUAAUCAGAUUCACGAGAGAAAAGAUUUAUCGAUAGAGUGUGUUUUACAAAAUGUGGGCAUAACUUCGGAUGUGACGCAAAUAUAAUAAGAACAUUUGUAUCCUCGUCAUUGUAUAUUGUUCUUAAGAGAAUGAAUUAAAGUGAUUCAUGUGUCAUCGUAAAAA